UCAUAGCUGCUGCCAAGGUCCAGAGUCUCUCAUGGGUCCCUGUACGGCCUCCCUUGCUGCUGUCUCCAUCGCCACACUCUGCCAUGUGCCACUUUCAGGUCUCCUCACACACUGCUGGUGUGUUGAAUUUUUUGACAUAGGGUGCUGGCAGAUUACGGGCCCCCUAUAGCUGCUGCCAGGCCCCUAAUCUGCCAUGGGCCCCUAUAUACCGCCUCCUCAUGCUGCUGCCAGGUCCCAGAGUCUCUCAUGGGUCCCUGUACGGCCUCCCAUUGCUGCUGUCUCCAUCGCCACACUCUGCCAUGUGCCACUUUCAGGUCUCCUCACACACUGCUGGUGUGUUGAAUUUUUUGAC
Messenger RNA from Staurois parvus, 352 nucleotides. Lineage: Eukaryota; Metazoa; Chordata; Amphibia; Anura; Ranidae. The record is from the annotation of a GenBank genome assembly.